Messenger RNA from Habropoda laboriosa, 1290 nucleotides. RefSeq names its product soluble calcium-activated nucleotidase 1. The record is from RefSeq and is a predicted model, not a curated record. The transcript is spliced from 4 exons. NCBI's taxonomy places the organism in Eukaryota, Metazoa, Arthropoda, Insecta, Hymenoptera, Apidae. Bases 91 to 1290 code for a protein of 399 amino acids. Gene Ontology annotation, molecular function: UDP phosphatase activity; GDP phosphatase activity; calcium ion binding. Gene Ontology annotation, biological process: proteoglycan biosynthetic process.
GAAAGAAGUUAGGUUAUAUUAGGUUAGUCUUUAAAUGUCAAUUUAAAACAUAUUAUAAGUUCAACGUUGAUAUUUUUCAUAUAAUAUGGUAUGAAACGAAUGCGGAUGCAGAACGGAAACGUUGAAACCAUGUCAUAUUUGCGUGACUGGAGACAAGCAUUACGUGCUCCUCAUGUGUACAGAGUUGCUAACAGUACUUUUCGUAUUCAAAGCCAAUAUUUAGCUUUGAUUUUCCUAUUAUUAUCUGUUCCUUUAUUUUUACUUGGAUUCCCCUUGUUACGCGGAGCUGUACAUUCUUCAACAUCAAAUCAGUUUUUAACACAGUGCAAGUAUUAUAAGUACAAUAAAACAUACCCUUUAUCGGCUCCAAUUAGGACUUCAAGAGGUAUCACUUAUAGAAUAGCAAUAGUGAGUGAUCUUGAUCAUGAUUCUAAAAGUUUAGAUAGGAAAAAUGUAUGGCACAGUAUUAUGAAAACAGGAAGUCUCUUUUGGAAUCCUAGUACAAACUUUCUUUCUAUCAUAUGGGAUGAUAGAAAUCAUAUGUUAACAUCGUCUUUAACUAUGAAAGGACGUGGUAUGGAAUUAUCUGAGUUAGUUACCUUUGAUGGACGUUUACUAUCAUUUGAUGAUCGUACAGGAGUUGUAUAUUUUAUUGAAAGUGAAGAAGCCUAUCCAUGGGUUAUUUUAAUGGAUGGUAAUGGUAAAAAUACUAAAGGAUUUAAAUCCGAGUGGGCAACUGUUAAAAAUGAGUAUCUAUAUAUUGGCAGUAUGGGUAAAGAGUGGACAACUCCUUCAGGAGAAUUUGUACACAAUAAUCCUCUUUGGAUAAAAAUAAUAUCUCCACGUGGUGAAAUUCAAUCUUUGAAUUGGAUUUCAAACUAUAAAAGAUUAAGGCAGGCAAUUAAUAUUGAAUAUCCAGGUUAUAUGAUUCAUGAAUCAGGAGCUUGGAGUGAUAUACACAAGAGCUGGUUCUUUUUGCCAAGGAGAUGUUCUCAUGAACGUUAUAAUGAAACUAAAGAUGAAGCAAUGAGUUGCAAUAUAUUAUUGACUGCAGAUGAAAACUUUGUAGAUAUUAAGGUUACUAAAGUCGGUAAUUUAGUUCCAAUUAGAGGUUUCUCAACCUUCAAAUUUUUACCAGGUUCUCAAGAUUCAAUUAUUGUUGCCCUGAAAACUGAAGAGUAUCAAGGGCAGACUGCUACAUACAUUGUGGCAUUUACAAUUGAGGGAAAUAUUAUAAUGCCUGAAACUAAAGUAAUAGACAAGAAAUUUGAGGGUCUAGAAUUUAUAUGA